CAGGAUAUGAGAAUGAAAACCAGUCUGGUGUGCUAACAUUGCAAAGGAUCAAUCGAGAAGGAAGAUCUUUGGAAAUCAAUGGGGACCAAAAUAAGAUGAAAUUAAGAACUACUUCAAAAAAUUACUUCAGUCCUUCCUGAUGAAACAUGCAGAAAUGCGAAUGGGAACUUUCUCUGGGAUGUCAUCCCCUCAGAUGCGCUCCUCUUUCCCGCCCUUUGUACAAUCCUGGCACUUUGCCCCUAAUCCACCAGGGGGCGCCCUCCGCCAAGAGAAGGAAACUCCCGGCGCUUCCCCAUUGGUCCACUGGAGGGGGAAGUCAUGACCGGCUUUGUAGGGGUGGCCGGGAAGAAAGUGACAUCAUGAAAGCUUGCCGCUCUAGGAUGGUGCACUCGCUCUCCUUAACCCCUGGGGCGCCGCAGGAAUCGAAGAGGCUGCAGGAGAGUCUGGGGGGGGGGGGAGAUCCAGACAUGCCCCGGAUACACAAAGUCGAAACCAUUUGAAAUCUUUGCAAACCACAUUUUUUCUCUUGGGGGAAGAAAAAAAAGAGCGGAAUCCCUUGGAGGGAUCAGUCGUGGAGCACCAGAAAUGGUCCCAUGAAGGAAAAGGCAUCUGGAGACCCACCAGAGUCCUUGGAGCCAUUUGCAGUUGCUCUGCAGGACAGAGAAAGGAUGGAGACACAACCUUUUGGAAAGGAGGGAAGCGGAAAAGGCCCUUCAGCUGCUCAGCCUGGGAAGUGGGGGAAGCUCUGGACAAGGACUGGGCAGGAGAUCCUGGAGGAGGAAACCCUCCUCCCUUCAGAAGUUCAGCCCUCAAAGUUCACCCAAUGGCAGGAGCUUGAGGGUCCCCGAGGAUUUUGCAGCCACCUCCAUGGCUUUUGCAGGCGAUGGCUGAGAUCAGAAAAGCACACCAAAGCUCAGAUGCUGGACCUGGUGGUUCUGGAGCAGUUCCUGGCUCUUCUGCCCCCAGAGAUGGAGGACUGGGUGCGGGAAUAUGGAGCAGAGACAAGCUCCCAGGCGGUGGCCCUGGUGGAAGGCUUCCUCCUAAGCCAAGCGGAGGAGCAGAAGGAGCAGGUCGAGUUGCAGUGCUGCACUGUGGAGAUUAGAGAUCCUGAGGGAAAGAAGAACCCAUCAAAUCCUCUUCAGGAGCUAUUUUUCAGGAGGAUCCCUUGGGAGGAUCAAAGUCAGGACAUCUCAGGAGAGAAAAAAAGCAUGAAGUUUUCUGGUUUUUAUGAUGGCAAUCAAAGAGCGGUUGAACCUCUAAAUCAAGAGAGUCUUGUGUCCUUCGAGGAGGUGGCUGUGUAUUUCUCUGAGGAGGAAUGGUCUCAGUUGGAUCCUGACCAGAAAGCGCUGCAUUCGGAAGUCAUGCUUGAAAACCAUAGGAACGUGGUCUCUCUGGGUAACAAUGGUCAGAAGAAUCAAGAUUCCUGUGAACUGUUCCAAGUGAUCAAUGCUAAAGAUGGAAGGGAGAAGUUUGAAAUUGAAAUGGAAUUUGAAAGCCAUGAGAAAAAACAGUCAAAAAAUUGGAAUCAGGAGAGCUCAUCUUCCUCUGAUGCUGCGAUGCAGGACUUUAUUGCCCAACAAGAAAAAAUAAGGGGAAAAUAUACUGGAAAAAGUGUGAAGCUAAUCAAAGCUAAAUUACAUUUAAAUGAAAACUAUUUAACCCAAAACAAAGGAGAAGAUGCUAUAAAAAGACACAACGGACAAAAUUACAAUGGAACAUUUGUUCUUUCUCUUGAAAAUAAGUUCCUUACAUCUCGAAAAGUGAUUGACACAGAAGAGAAGCCAUUUAAACACAUGGAGUGUGGAAAGACCUUUACUCGAAGAGGUCCACUUAUUUCCCAUAAGAUGAUCCACACAGGGGAGAAGCCAUAUAAAUGCAUGCAGUGUGGGAAAACCUUUAUUUAUAGCAGUCGACUUAGGGUCCACAGUAAGAUCCACACAGGAGAUAAACCAUAUAAAUGCACGGUGUGUGGGAAAACCUUCACUUAUAGGAGUGGACUCAUUAACCACAAAAAGAUCCACACAGGAGAAAAGUUGUAUAAAUGCAUGGAGUGUGGGAAAACCUUUACUCAAAGCAGUGGACUCAUUAACCACAAAAAGAUCCACACAGGAGAGAAGCCAUAUAAAUGCAUGGAGUGUGGAAAGACCUUUACUCAAAGAGGUCAUCUUAUUUCCCAUAAGACAAUCCACACAGAGGAAAGGCCGUAUAAAUGCACGCUGUGUGGGAAAACCUUUACUCGGAGUAGUGGACUUACUAUGCACAAAAAGAUCCACACAGGGGAAAAGCCAUUUAAAUGCAUGGAGUGUGGAAAGACCUUUACUCAAAGAGGUAAUCUUAUUUCCCAUAAGAUGAUCCACACAGGGGAGAAGCCGUAUAAAUGCAUGGAGUGUGGAAAGACCUUUGCUUGGAGCUAUGCUCUUACUUCCCAUAAGAAAAUCCACACGGGAGAAGCCAUAUAAAUGCAUAGAAUGUGGAAAGAGCUUUGCUCAGAAUGGAAAUCUUAUGUCAGCCUCUAUGAUGCUUGCUUGCUAUCGGCUGCCAUAGUAAUGGGGGGAGAGGGAGGGAAGGUUGGCAUUUGGGUGGGGGAUGUGAACUGGAGAGAGAUUGCCCUAUGUGAAGAAAUAGGGAGGACUGCUCCUAUGAUCUACUGCGCAGCUUGAUGGACUUGUUUAUGCACAGUCAAGGUCAACCGUCCCAGAAUUCCAGAUGGAUGAAAACACCUGAAGAUGCAUCCCACGUGACACCAAUUGGGAUGGGGAUUGGACGUUAACCGUGGGUCUUUGGAGGAGGGAAUUGGGGAUACUUUCAGUAUGUAACUUUCGUGCCUUUUGCUUCAGAUCUUGCUUUUCUUUCGUUGCUAUCAGUUCAUAUUCAGUGAAAGUACCUUUCUCUACAAACACGGAGUUGGGUUUUUCCUUUCUUGAGUUUGGAAUGGAGGCACGCCUGACAUCUUACUUCUCACAAAUGGAUGCAAGCUCGUGAGAAACUAGAUAGCGAUAGUAAUUCCACUUAGACUUAUAUACCACUGUAAAAUGCUUUACAACACUCUCUCAGCAGUUUACAAAGUCAGCAUAUGGUCCCUAGCAAACUGGGUCCUCAUUUUACCCACCUCAGAAGGAUGAAAGGCUGAAUCAACCAUGAGCCGGUCAGGAUCGAACUCCUGGCUGUGGGCAAUUAGCCUAUAGUACUGCAUUCUAGCCACUGCCUCACCAUGUCUAUAGCUCUUUAUGUAUAUGCAUAUUGUGCCUUUCUGAUCCAAAUGAGACAAGGUUGAAUCCAACAAAAUGAAAUUUAAUGUGGGGGGAAAAAAAGGUUUUACACCUGGGGAGGAAAAACAGUACCUGAAACCUGGCUCAAAAACAGUAACUGUGAGAGGGACCUUGGAGUCCGAAUGCAUGAGUGAUGUGUGCAGCAGCAGCCAAAAUAGCUAAUAUUCAAAACAAAAGUUUUCCUGUAGGAACUAAGGUCAUCCUGACAGAUUUAACAGAUUAACAGAGUUGGAAGUGACACUAUAGGUCCGUGAUGGAGAACCUAUAGCACGCGUGCCACAAGUGGCAUGCAGAGCCCUCUCUGCAGGCACGGGAGCUGUCGGCCAGCUCAGCUCCACUGCACAUGCACGACCGCUUCCCGCCAGCCAGCUGAUUUUCAGAUCUGCCCUGCAAGCGGCAUGCGUGGGGAGGCCUACCUUUCUCCUCACUUUCUGCUGCCUGUGCCUUCCCAGAUCUCCGGAGAUUCCCCUCCCAGCGUUGUUUUGGGAGUUUGGGACUUCAACUCCCAGAAUUCCCCAGCCAGCUAUGCAGCUUCUGGGAGUUGAAGUCCAUUCAUCUUCAAGUUGCCAAGGUUGAGAAACACUGCUCUAGAUGAUAGAGGAUUGGCCCAGCAGCCUCCCAGCUACCUUCAUUAGACAAUGAUCGAUGACACCUGGGGAAGAAACAUUUGCUCCUUUAAUUAAGGGAAAACCACGGGAACUUUUAGAGUUGGAUUUUGCUAGCUAUGCCCAUAUGGGGUAUCCAAUAAACAUGUUCUUUGAGGAAUCAA
Molecule: messenger RNA, 4038 nt
Organism: Pantherophis guttatus
Lineage: Eukaryota; Metazoa; Chordata; Lepidosauria; Squamata; Colubridae
Source: RefSeq, a predicted model, not a curated record